Gasterosteus aculeatus aculeatus (three-spined stickleback) is the source of this 896-nucleotide messenger RNA. It is a transcript of the gene sub1b, whose product is annotated as SUB1 regulator of transcription b. The record is from RefSeq and is a predicted model, not a curated record. Lineage: Eukaryota; Metazoa; Chordata; Actinopteri; Perciformes; Gasterosteidae. Gene Ontology annotation, molecular function: DNA binding; transcription coactivator activity. Gene Ontology annotation, biological process: positive regulation of transcription initiation by RNA polymerase II.
UUUUCACUCAAACAGACCUUGCGACGGGAAGUCAUUUGGUUUUCCGUUUCCUGUCUUGAGAUCUGCACAACUCCAUCACAUCAUAAUGCCAAAAUCAAAAGAAGUUCUGUCUUCCACGUCUGGAAGUGACUCUGACAGUGAAGUAGAGACCAAGGCAAAGCGAAAGAAGGCAAGUGUGCCCGAGAAACCAGCCAAGAAACCAAAGAGUGGAGAGAGCUCCAAGCCGGGUGGCUCAGCCAAGGGCAACAGUAAUGCAGACGACAACAUGUUCCAGAUUGGGAAGAUGAGAUACGUCAGCGUGAGGGACUUCAAAGGUAAAGUCCUGAUUGACAUCCGGGAGUACUGGAUGAACCAAGAUGGAGAGAUGAAACCAGGCAAAAAAGGAAUCUCCCUGAAUCCUGAACAAUGGAACCAGCUGAAGGACCAGAUGUCAGACAUCGAUGACGCCAUGAAGAGAAUAUAAGCGUUCCCUUCAAUGUGACCUGUUGAAGUAAUUCUGUUAGAUUGCUUAUCGUUUUUUUUUAAACUUCUUGUAUUAUUUCCUAAUGGACUGGUUUAGUUGUUUUAUAGAUCUAGUCUUGUCCUCAUUUUCUGGUGGUGUGUAAAACCCAGGUGAAGUAAAGUUGUGGGUGGGGGAACGUUUCAGUUGGUGGGUAGAGUACAGUGGUGUUUUAGUAUUGAACAAUUAAAAAAAAGGCUCUAACUUAAUAUUGUUGUCUAUGUGUCUGAAUUUGUGUUCACAAAUGUAUUGUGUACAUUUUGUGUUUGAUCCUUGACCUUUGUAAUACUCCUCACCUUUGAAAGCCGUGUCUGCUCUAAUGUACCUACGAGCCAUCAGAUUCACGGAGAACCACGCGAUUAGCUUUUAAAAAUAAACUUAUUACACAAAUCUGCAA